AUGAGAGGUAUAUGUCUAAUUGGUGAUAAGUCCUUAGGUGCAUUAUAUGAUACUGGAGCUUCGCAUUCGUUUAUUUCGUUUGAUAAAGUUGAGGAAUUAGGAUUGAAAGUGUCAGAGUUACGUUUUGAUCUGUAUGUACAUACUCCGCAUCAGACAGUUAUGACUAGGUCAGGUUGUAGACAAGUAGGUUUCAAGCUUGAGGGUAGAGACUUUGUGCAUGAUUUGAUCUAUUUACCAAUGGUGGGGCUAGAAAUGAUUUUGGGGUUUGAUUGGUUGUCAAAGAAUCGGGCUUUGUUGGAUUAUUUUGAACGGACAACUCGGUUUAUGCCGGAAGGAGAGAAUGGAGCAGUAGUAGCUACGGGAUAUUACCUGAACUCUGUAAUGGUGCAAUAUAGUGGGGAGGAGUGUCAGGGUUACAUUCUGUUGGCUACUAAUGCGAUGGGUGAUGCCCAGAACUUAGAGCAGAUACCGGUGGUUAGAGAUUUUCCAUAA
Molecule: messenger RNA, 492 nt
Organism: Arachis stenosperma
Lineage: Eukaryota; Viridiplantae; Streptophyta; Magnoliopsida; Fabales; Fabaceae
Exons: 1
Coding region: 1-492 (163 amino acids)
Source: RefSeq, a predicted model, not a curated record